Molecule: messenger RNA, 1705 nt
Organism: Lingula anatina
Lineage: Eukaryota; Metazoa; Brachiopoda; Lingulata; Lingulida; Lingulidae
Product: lachesin-like
Cellular component (GO): neuron projection
Source: RefSeq, a predicted model, not a curated record
UGAAUCACCUUGACGCAUGCUCAACGGACACCUGUUUAUUUCCGGUGUCUCAAAUUCUACAGGUGAGGAAAGGACACCAAAGUUUUGCAUUUUUCAACGGAUCUGUGUAUGUUGCUGUGAGGUUUUUCAAGGCUGAAGACGGCAGUAGAAAAGAAGAAUGGCCAGUGAUAUCGUUGGGAUUGUAUUCCUGGCUUAUUUGGCGACAGUGUCUGCCCAAACUGAUCCCAAGGUUUAUUUGAACUUCAUGGAACCCUUUAAUCGUCCAGAAACUUUGAUAACCCAUGUGCCUGUUGUCUCCCUAAAUUGUACUGUUGAAGACAUGCCUAAACAGUCCUCGGUCAGCUAUGAGAAAAUUCAAAAUGGCACCAAAGUUCCCAUUUCCUUUGAUACAACUGUUUACGACAAAACAAAAUAUCAAAUCGAAAAGAAGGAGCCCAGCACCUGGAUACUGGAUGUUCGGAACAUCAAGGAGACAGACGAAGGGGAUUAUCGCUGCUAUAUUUAUGUCACACAAAAGACACAGAUUUUUGCAAGCAAAAGAAUGAUAGUCUAUGAUGCUCCUAAAAUUCUGAAAAUGCAAACCACCCAAGUAGCGCAGGUAGACGAAGACAAGCACACUUCCCUACUGUGUAAAGCAUCGGGGUCUCCAGCACCAGAAAUUAAAUGGGAGAGAGUUGGAGGCGGCAUGAUGCCAGGUGGUGGAGAAGAGUAUAUUGGAGAAAAGUUGGACAUAAGAAGUGCCAAGGCAGAAGACAUGGGGUUGUUCCGCUGUGAAGCCACCAACAGGGUUGGUGUGGCCACAACUGAAGUACAGCUCAUUGUUGAUUUCACCCCUGUUCUCAGUUCGCCAUACCUGAAUAGAGAAAAUGAACAUGUCGCCCUUCAGAAAAAAGGGCACAAAAUUUCCAUUCUGUGUUUUAUCUUGGCCAAUCCCAAUGUUGAAUCUGGAGAUGUUGUGUGGUCUUUCAGUAAGUUAAAAGACAGUGGCUCUCAAGAUCUAACUUCAGGUGAUUAUCGUUUCUUACAAAGAGCCAACAGUGAAGCCACGGCAAAGUAUGUCAUUAACAGUGUAUCUGCUGAUGACUAUGGUUAUUACACAUGCAGUGUUUCAAAUAAUAAAGGUAGCUCUUCCUUGACCAUCAAAUUAGAAGAGACAAAUACAGCGCAACCUGAUCAGAUAGCAGGGGCUGUGAGUGGAGCCACAACACUCAGUGGUUUUGUAUCAGUGCUUUUGCUGCUAUUAUUCUGGAGCCUUUCAUAAAAAUGAAGAUGAUGUGAUGUGAGAAGCAUCUUUAGAUGUUUUUUUAUAUAUAUAUAAAAGACCAAAUUUUCAAGCAUCACAAGAGUGAGGACUGUAGUGAAUGUGAGAUAAAAGGACUGUUAUUUACUUUUUUUUUUUACAUGUAGGGACAGCAUACAGGAACUGGCAAAAAUUAGAUAAAUAAUUAAAAGAGAAAGGGAAGGAUAAAGAUGUCCACUUUUCAGUUAUCCCCACUAAUUUUCUAGUGCUAACCAGUCGUCUCUGCAUGACUUUGCCAACUAAAAGUUUGAAACUAUUUUUUAUAAGCAUAAAUUUGAGAUAAGCUCAACGGUUGUAUACUUUCAUAACAUUUUCAGUUUGAGUGAAGAUUGAAUAUUUUAGCUGGGUAAGCAGUUGUCUUAAGAUCCUGGUGUAUUCUAUAUUAGCAAAACUUUACAAAACUAG